Molecule: messenger RNA, 6848 nt
Organism: Oncorhynchus mykiss (rainbow trout)
Lineage: Eukaryota; Metazoa; Chordata; Actinopteri; Salmoniformes; Salmonidae
Product: OTU domain-containing protein 7B
Biological process (GO): protein K48-linked deubiquitination; protein K63-linked deubiquitination; protein deubiquitination involved in ubiquitin-dependent protein catabolic process
Cellular component (GO): nucleus; cytoplasm
Molecular function (GO): cysteine-type deubiquitinase activity; K63-linked polyubiquitin modification-dependent protein binding; DNA binding
Source: RefSeq, a predicted model, not a curated record
CAGUCAAAAAAUAUCGUGUGGUCAUUGGUGUUUUGGAUUGUCAGUCAACAUCAGUCUGUUUUGCGAUUGGCAGUCGACAUAAUUUGGCUACCUCAGCUGGUCCGACUCAGAAGCGCCUUGGUUGACAUUGUUGUUGUUAGUAAGAAACUACUUUGUCGUUGAGUCUUGUUUUGGAUUAAUUGUAGACUGCAACCUCCGUAUUAGCUCAAAGUCAGGAAAAACUGGUCUAAUAAACUUGGUUUUCACAAUAUUUGUCGAGAGGAGGACCAUUAUGGGACGAUGAAAGAAAUAUCUGCGAAGCCGCUCAAGGUUUGGCUGGACGUGUAAGGCAAGUUGAAGAGCCCCUCUCCCCCUUCCCCUUGGUCCAGUGGUCUUGUUGGGGAGGGCGGAUCCCCUGUGUUUUUCUGCCCUGAUGCCCCCCGCCGCCCUGUAAAUUCAUGAUCACAUGACCUUGGAUAUGGACGCAGUCCUGUCCGACUUUGUCCGUUCCACUGGAGCCGAACCAGGACUAGCCAGAGACCUGCUAGAGGGGAAGAACUGGGAUCUCACCGCCGCCCUCAGUGACUUUGAACAGCUGCGACAGGUGCAUGCUGGGAACCUGUCGUACUCUUUUGCUGAGGAGAGGACGUACCCAGCCCCGGAGAAGGAGAUGGCCAGGGUGGGGCGGCCCCUUCUGCACCGUCAAGAGGAGGUGCUGCAAGGUGAGAACGGUGCCACAGAGAAGCGUCUAUCGAGAGGCAUCUCCCAUGCCAGCUCUACCAUCGUGUCCCUGGCACGGUCACACGUCUCCAGUACUGGCAACUGUAGUAGUGAGCCCCUUCUGGACACGCCUCUGUGCACAUUCCAGCUGCCCGACCUCACUGUGUACCGGGACGACUUCCGCGGCUUCAUCGAGAGGGACCUCAUUGAGCAAUCUAUGAUGGUGGCCCUAGAGCACGCCGGCCGACUCAAUUGGUGGACACGGGUGGGACCUAACUGUCAGAGUCUAUUGCCAUUGGCAACGAGUGGGGACGGAAACUGCCUGUUGCAUGCAGCGUCAUUGGGUAUGUGGGGCUUUCAUGACCGCGACCUGAUGCUGCGGAAGUCUCUAUAUGCACUGAUGGACCACGGCCAGGAGAGGGAGUCGCUGAGACGCAGGUGGAGGUGGCAGCAGACCAUGCAGAAUAAAGAGUCUGGUCUGGUGUACACAGAGGAGGAGUGGCAGAAGGAGUGGAAUGAGCUGCUAAAACUGGCCUCCAGUGAACCUAGGAUACACUAUGGCAGCAAUGGGACGGAGUCAUCAGAGGAGCCUGUGUACGAGAGUCUGGAGGAGUUCCAUGUGUUCGUCCUGGCCCAUGUCCUGAGGAGGCCCAUAGUAGUGGUGGCAGACACCAUGCUCAGGGACUCUGGAGGAGAGGCUUUUGCCCCCAUCCCAUUCGGAGGGAUCUAUCUGCCCCUGGAGGUGCCAGCUGCCAAGUGCCAUCGUUCGCCCUUAGUACUGGCGUACGACCAGGCCCACUUCUCUGCCCUCGUCUCCAUGGAGCAGAAGGGCGGAUCCAAAGAGCAAGUUGUGAUCCCUCUCACUGACUCAGAACACAAAAUGCUGCCUGUACACUUUGCAGUGGACCCUGGGAAGGACUGGGAAUGGGGCAAGGAUGACACAGACAAUGUCAUGUUGGCAAGUGUGACCCUGUCCCUGGAGGCAAAGCUCCAGCUGCUACACAGCUACAUGACAGUCACCUGGCUGCCCCUGCCCUGUGAGCAGGCACCUUUGGCCCAGCCCGAAUCCCCCACCGCCUCUGCAGGAGAGGACACCCGCACCCCUCCCGACUCAGGAGAAUCCGACAAGGAGUCUGUCAGCAGCAGCUCCAACGGCAACGGUGAUGCAAUGACGACAGCAGGGGCGGCCAGCGCAGGUGGAGGUGUGUCGACCAAGAACAGCUCCUCCUCCUCCAGCUCGUCCAGUAACAGCUCGGCAACGUUGACGACUGGUACGGGGGCAAAGGAGAAGACCAAGAAGGAGAAAGACAAAGACAAGAAGAGGGCUGACUCUGUGGCCAACAAGCUGGGCAGCUUCGGCAAGAGCCUGGGCAGCAAGCUGAAAAAGAAUGUGGGCGGGCUGAUGACGGGGAAGAAUGCAGGAGGAGGCGGAGCCAAGCAGGAGGGCACAGAGAAGAAGAAAAAUUCGCUGAGGGGGCGGAAAGACAGCAAGGACAGCUCGCCUUCGGCCCACGCCUCCGAGGACUCUGGGAAGGGCUCACCGUCGUCGGGCAGCGAGCGUCAGAAUGGCACGGGUGGCGGAAGCAGAGAGUGUGACCCAUAUAAGUACAGUGCCGACGUGAAGGCGAGCCUGGGCAUCCUGCGGGCGGCCAUGCAGGGCGAGAGGAAGUUCAUCUUUGCUGGCCUGCUCACCACCAGCAACCGCCAGCCCUUCCAGGAGGAGAUGAUCCAGCGCUACCUGUCUGACGCUGAGGAGCGCUUCCGGGUAGAGCAGGAUCAGCAGCGGAGAGAGGCAGAGCGGAAAGGAAGCACCAACGGCAUCCAGCAGCCCAAGAAGGAGGUAACGAUGGGUACAGAGGUGGGCUACCGCACUUAUGAACCGAAAGAAGAGCCGGCUGAGAGCUCACUGCCCACAUUCAACCACCUCAAGUCGUCUUCGUUCAGCCCCUCACUCUACUCUGGUGUGGUGCCCAUCCCACGGCCAACCUUCAUGGAUCAGUCGCCCUCCCCGGCCCCCGUCCCUCUUACUCAGCACCCACACAUGCAUGGCUACAUGGAGACGCGGCGCCAGCUUGCAGGUGGCUCCCCAGCCUCGUCUUAUCCCGGUCUGCCUUCCUACGCCACCCUCCCCCGCCACUGCCCCAUGGCGCAGGGCCCCCCUCACCCCCAGUACCACCCCCCACAGGCACCGGUACCCCUCAGCCCCUUUCGCCUCAUCCCCUCUUCUUUUGCACCCUCGUACCUCCCCGAGCACAACCCUCCAGACUACCCCACCUCAGACCCUGUAGGCGGGGGCUACACUAACGGAUUCCGAGAAGUGCGCUCCGGCCUGGAUGUUCCUCGCAGCGGGCCUCUCCCAGUCAGGCACUACUCCCUGGGCAGCGCAGGAGGCCUGUCCAGCCUCCAGUCCAGCCGCUGCCGGACGCCUAGCUGCAACUACUACGGACACCCUGAGACGGGCAACUACUGCUCUUGCUGCUACCGAGAGGAGCUGAAGAGGAGGGAAACGGAGCCGGCCAUCCACAGGUUCUGAACGAACGGACAGACUGACCAGAACUGGCUUUGUGGCCACCAACCACAAGGGAACUGAUGGAUGAGGUUUCCUGCUAUAGGACGAUACAGAGCCUGGCCCUCUCAUCGCAUCACUUCCUUCUCUAAAGGCAACACUGUGUGUGGAGAACGUCCUGGACAGGAUCGGUACAGUGACUGGAGAGAAUGUGGCUGGCGGCUGCUGCGGCGGGCGUUAGACAAUAGGACUGUGCACUUCUCUUACAUUUGCUGUGGCUCUUAUGCAGGCUGUGUGUGUGUGUGUGAGUGAGUGAGAACUUCAGGCUCUCCUCCGCUUUGUCCCCUUGUCACCUCGCAACUGUCUCCUCCUGGUGGAGAGAAUGUAUACGGCAGGCGAUACACGCACUCUUACAUCCACAUUACACACACACACACACACAAACUAACACUGCACAAGCACAACCUGAAACUUCUUGAUUAUCACCCCUCUAUAUGUGGAGACGACCUAUAUUUGGCCCUGUAAAUUGAUGGUAUUUUAACAUACGAAUCAGCCCUUCGAUGUCUUGUUAGUCUUUUCAACCAGAGGGUUAGAGAUGUAUGCAGACGGACUAGCCUAGGGCAUUACUGAUACCGGGUGCUCAUGUAUGACUUGGAAAUGAACGGAGCUCUUUCCUGAUGAGUAGUUGGGUUUCUUUUCUCUUGUAAUGCAAAUUGAAACUACAGUAUUAUGUUACAGUGGUUGCUGUUCUGUGGGCUGCAUUGGUGCUGCUAACGUUCCAGAAUGCAACAGACCCCCUCUAUACAAGUUCAUCUCAAAUAUAAACAGGCAAACAGAUAGCCCUAUCCACCCUUAAGAUGCCUUUUAUGGCCAAGGAACCAUCCAAUCUAAAUUCACCAUUGUGUCCAAAUUGUGUCCAUUUUUAGAUGUCUCCCAGUAUCAAUUAUAGAACAAACAUGGCAGAGUACUGUGGUAGAUAUUCCGAAUGACUAUAAUAGUAUUUAAUAAGAUUGCUAGAAUCUUACUGUUCCUGACUUGUUUUCGUCAUUUUAUAUCCAUGAAAAUGAGGCAUUUCAAUAAUAUGCUGGUACAUUUAGGGUCAUCCAACACUACUAAACCAGCAUUCAAAACACAAACUCCCCUUGCAAUUUCAGCUCGACCUCAAGGUAAUCAGUAUAUGCUAAACUGGUAAACGUUCACAUUUUGGUUGAAAAAGACACUGUCCAUUGUAACAUUGUCCACUUACAUUGUAACUGUCAAUUAGUCUCUGCUUCUCUUGUGGCUGAGAAAGGUAACAGGUAUUUUCUGGAAUCUCGUCCAUAGGGCUGUGUUACUUUGGUCUAAAUAUUCAUGUAACUUUUCGUGAAAACCUACUUAUGGAAAACCCCAAAUUCCUGACAUGGACACCCCAUUGAUACGAUUCAAAACAAGUUGGAUUGUUUAACCCAACUCCCCUUCAAGUCCUAUUGAGGGCAUUGUGUUGAUUCCAAACAAGUGACUGACCCCUGUCGCUUAACCUCUUUCUGCACAAAUUCAAGCACUUUCCUAAUGUCUGUAGACAUUUUGUUACCGUUUUGAAGGUAUCUGACUGUUAUGUUGUCCUUAGGUCAUGUCAGAACUGUAGACACUGCCACCUCUACUUGCGGGAGGGCAGAUGCAUGGGCUAGAACCCCUUCUCUAAGGAUUCAGUUACCAUGGGUACAGCUUUUUGGUGCCAGUGUUGUGGUUUAACUCUAUUUCCUUGUUGCCUUUUUCAGUCUCUUGUCCUUGUGGCAUUACAGUCUUGUUUGUAUGUUUUACAAAAUGUGCAUCAGGUGUACACUAUUUGUUUUUGCUGCAGUUUCUCUUCUGGAAUUUUUGUACCCUACUCGGUGUAAAGCCCCUGUUUUUAAUUUUUUUCAUUUUGCAUCCAGACAUGGAGUCAUUGUUCGUAGUUCAUAAAGCGAUUUAGAGAUCAAAUGUAAAAAAAUAUAUAUAUAAAUAAUUCUGGAGAUUAGAACAUAUCACAUUUUUUAGAUACCGUUUUGGUCUCAUGUUACUCUCAAUGAUUUGCAGAUUAGGAAUUGAUUGUUUUUCUCAUCACCAAUGUAUUAACACUUUCUCACCCAAGCUGUGUUAUUACCAAUGAUCCAUGUAGACUCAUGAGGAAGACCAAUCUUCCUGACUUGAUAAACAGCCGUUCAGUCUUUUCACUUGAAGCACAAUGGUGUGAGAAUAUCUGUAUGCAAUUCACUGCCUUGCACAAUGGAUGGCGCUCUUGUAUUUGUGUUCACUGUUCCUGGAAGUUUCCAUGCCCUACUUAACCAAAAAUACAAAAGAGAACAAUUUUUAAGGGUACUAAGAUUUGAGUUAAUUUCCAAAAAUACAAUUUGCCAAGGGUAUGAGGGACUUUAAGUAAUGUUUGUCUUUUGAGAGGUAGUUCAAACAUGCGGCUCAAAAUAGUCAUCCUUCAAGGGAUGCUCCAUGACUUGAGAUAGCAUGUUCUUCUUGAAUUGGAACUAACCAUUCCCCACAAUACCAUUAUGCUAUAUCCAAAACAAUAUUUCUGUGUGUGUGUGCUUACGCUGUAUGAAACCUUUUUGCAAAAAAAAAAUUGCAGCUCAUAAGGCACGAACGAGGUCAUCUUUAAUGGAAUGAUGGAUAAUUAAGAAAUGGGUGUGUGUGUGUGUGCUUUCUCCUCUCAAUGUAAUAAUAUUAGCUUACAUCAUCAACUCAAUUUUUUUUAAAGAAUUGGAUGGCUUACAGACAACAUCUUGAACAUUUCACUUAUAGACUGCAAACAUGUUUGUAUAAAAAAACAAAACAAAUGACAGCGAGGUUGUAUAUGUUGGAAGUUAUUUUUGUAAACCCAAAGUUUUACAAUGUUUUUAAGGAUAAUCUAUAUUGACGGAUGCUAAAAUGAGUGGAAUAUAAGCUUGUAAUAGCCUGGGUUUAUGGAGGAGUCAGUAUUCACCAGAAUGGACAGUUUAGCUGCCAGGGUUGAUCACAAAAGAGCCUCCUAAACUCAAAGGUUUCUCAUUAGCAAACUAGUUUCCUCAUUGCUGACCUGACGAUAUGAUUUGAGAAUAUAUAUUUAUAGUAAGAUUGUUUUGUUUCAGAAGUUUCCUUUUGGAAUGUUUAGUUGAGGAACUUGUGUCAAGCAGACUGGCUUUUAUUUGUUUGUUUUUUAUUUGAAUUUUACGUGUAUUUUUUUUCCACCACCAAUCCAUGCAAUGCUAACACAUUACGGUAAUGAUUCAAUACUUGAUUGUUGGUGUUUUCAACCAAUGCUCUUGCUGCAAUCCCUCUCUAGGAAUUAGAUGGCUUUGCAUUUGUUUUACAAAGUAACUGACCCAUUAUUUUUAUAUUGUACAUUUUGUACAUUUUCUCUAAUUUCUAUGGGACAAAAUAGUCAUCAGCAACAUGAACAUGGGAUACUGUAGUUGCAUGGGACUGGAACUGUUGCAUGUCAAUUACUAUCCAUUUAACCAAAUUUGUGCAUUAUUUUGAGCUGAUUUGGGCUGUCCUGGUUUUUUUAUGUUAUUUUCUCUUUUCGUGUUUGGAGAGGAGAGGCUGUGACAGUGCAAUCUGGAUGGAAAGAACAUCUGAUUUAUUUUUAUUUUUUUUGCACUGUUUGAAUAAACUCUCAUUUGUAUUUCAACAA